This is a messenger RNA of Ceratotherium simum simum (southern white rhinoceros), 1110 nucleotides long. RefSeq names its product olfactory receptor 6K2. NCBI's taxonomy places the organism in Eukaryota, Metazoa, Chordata, Mammalia, Perissodactyla, Rhinocerotidae. Gene Ontology annotation, molecular function: G protein-coupled receptor activity; olfactory receptor activity. Gene Ontology annotation, cellular component: membrane. Gene Ontology annotation, biological process: G protein-coupled receptor signaling pathway. The record is from RefSeq and is a predicted model, not a curated record.
UGAGUACACUGAGAGUUGAAAUCUUCAUUUCUGACCUGGAGAUGGAGAGCUCCAAUCAAACCAUUGCUCAAGAGUUUAUCUUCUCUGCUUUCCCUUAUUCUCGGGGAGACUCUGUCAUCUGUUUUGUUCCACUUCUCUUCAUUUAUACUUUCAUUAUUGUUGGAAAUCUGGUCAUUAUCUCAGUGGUCCAGCUGAAUACUCGCCUCCACACUCCCAUGUACUUCUUUAUCAGUGCCCUUUCUUUCCUGGAGAUUUGGUAUACCACAGCUACCAUACCAAAGAUGCUCUCUAGCCUGCUUAGUGAGAAGAAAAGCAUUUCCUUAAAUGGUUGUCUCCUGCAGAUGUAUUUCUUCCAUUCCACAGGCAUCAGUGAGGUUUGUCUCUUGACAGCUAUGGCCUUUGACCGCUACCUGGCCAUCUGCAGCCCUCUUCAUUAUCCCACUAUCAUGACCCCCAAGCUAUGUGCCCAACUGACUUUAAGUUGCUGUGUCUGUGGCUUUAUCACACCCCUCCCUGAGAUUACCUGGAUCUCCACAUUGCCGUUUUGUGGUUCUAAUCACCUUGAGCACAUCUUUUGUGACUUCCUCCCAGUGCUACGCCUGGCCUGCACAGACACACAAGCCAUCAUCAUGAUUCAGGUAGUGGAUAUUGUCCAUGCAGUGGAGAUUAUUACAGCUGUGAUGCUCAUUUUCAUGUCCUACAUUGGUAUUGUGGCUGUAAUUCUACGUAUUCGUUCAACUGAAGGCCGCCGCAAGGCCUUUUCCACAUGUGUCUCCCACCUCACUGUCUUUUUGCUCUUCUUCGGCAGCGUGGCUCUCAUGUACCUACGCUUCUCUGCCACCUACUCUUUAUUCUGGGAUACAGCCAUCGCUCUGGCCUUUGCAGUUUUGUCCCCCUUCUUCAACCCCAUUAUCUAUAGUCUGAGGAAUAAAGAGAUAAAAGAAGCUAUAAAAAAGCACCUGGGUCAAGCUAAAAUCUUUUUUCAUAAGACCAGAGACCUCAAGUAAAAUCCAAUAGUCGGGAGUCUAUAUAGUUGUUGGUUCCUUUUCAUCCUCAACUCUCUGCAAUCUGUUUUUUCCCAUCCAGCUUUUACUGAAACUGGUCUCUCAA